Messenger RNA from Sorex fumeus (smoky shrew), 2345 nucleotides. RefSeq names its product engulfment and cell motility 2 (gene ELMO2). The coding region runs from base 183 to 2345 and encodes 720 amino acids. The transcript is spliced from 21 exons. Gene Ontology annotation, biological process: cell motility; actin filament organization. The record is from RefSeq and is a predicted model, not a curated record. NCBI's taxonomy places the organism in Eukaryota, Metazoa, Chordata, Mammalia, Eulipotyphla, Soricidae.
CUCCACGGAGCAAUAGGAGUCCGCCUUGGCGCGCGCGGGGCGGAGCCCCCCGGAAGGCGGGGCCGGGCGGAGGCUGCGGGAGCCGCGGCGGGGAGGGACCCGGGCGCGCGCGAUCCGGGCCUAGGUCGGGACCCUGGCGGCAUCCUGCUGUGUGUCCUGGCGCAGUCGGGUAGACGGGAGCCAUGCCACCCCCGUCAGACAUAGUCAAGGUGGCCAUCGAAUGGCCGGGCGCCAACGCACAGCUGCUGGAGAUCGACCAGAAACGGCCCCUGGCGUCCAUCAUCAAGGAGGUUUGUGACGGGUGGUCGCUGCCCAACCCGGAGUAUUACACCCUCCGCUACGCCGACGGCCCCCAGUUCUACAUCACCGAGCAGACCCGCGGUGACAUCAAGAAUGGCACCAUCCUCCAGCUGGCCGUCUCCCCGUCCCGGGCUGCCCGCCAGCUGAUGGAGCGGACGCAGUCCUCCAGCAUGGACACCCGGCUGGACGCCAUGAAGGAGCUGGCCAAGCUCUCCGCCGACGUCACCUUCGCCACCGAGUUCAUCAACAUGGACGGCAUCGUGGUGCUGACGCGGCUGGUGGAGAGCGGAACCAAGCUCCUGUCCCACUACAGCGAGAUGCUGGCAUUCACCCUGACCGCCUUCUUGGAGCUCAUGGACCACGGCAUCGUCUCCUGGGACAUGGUCUCCAUCACCUUCAUCAAGCAGAUCGCGGGGUACGUGAGCCAGCCCAUGGUGGACGUGUCCAUCCUCCAGAGGUCGCUGGCCAUCCUGGAGAGCAUGGUCCUCAACAGCCAGAGUCUGUACCAGAAGGUCGCCGAGGAGAUCACGGUGGGACAGCUCAUCUCCCACCUCCAGGUCUCUAACCAGGAGAUCCAGACCUACGCCAUCGCACUGAUCAACGCACUUUUCCUGAAGGCCCCAGAGGACAAGCGGCAGGACAUGGCCAACGCCUUCGCGCAGAAGCACCUGCGCUCCAUCAUCCUGAACCACGUCAUUCGCGGGAACCGCCCCAUCAAAACCGAGAUGGCCCAUCAGCUGUACGUGCUCCAGGUCCUGACCUUUAACCUGCUGGAGGAAAGGAUGAUGACCAAGAUGGACCCCAAUGACCAGGCGCAGAGGGACAUCAUCUUUGAGCUGCGGCGGAUUGCGUUUGACGCUGAGGCUGACCCCGGCAGCGGCCCCGGGAGUGGCACGGAGAAACGCAAAGCCAUGUACACCAAGGACUACAAGAUGCUGGGGUUCACCAACCACAUCAACCCCGCCAUGGACUUCACCCAGACGCCCCCUGGGAUGCUGGCUCUGGACAACAUGCUGUACCUGGCCAAGGUCCACCAGGACACCUACAUCCGGAUCGUCCUGGAGAACAGCAGCCGCGAAGACAAGCACGAGUGCCCAUUCGGCCGCAGCGCCAUCGAGCUCACCAAGAUGCUGUGCGAGAUCCUGCAGGUCGGGGAGCUCCCGAACGAGGGGCGGAACGACUACCACCCCAUGUUCUUCACCCACGACCGGGCCUUCGAGGAGCUCUUCGGCAUCUGCAUCCAGCUGCUGAACAAGACCUGGAAGGAGAUGCGGGCCACGGCCGAGGACUUCAACAAGGUCAUGCAGGUGGUCCGCGAGCAGAUUACCCGGGCUCUGCCCUCCAAACCCAACUCCCUGGACCAGUUCAAGAGCAAGCUCCGGAGCCUGAGCUACUCGGAGAUCCUGCGGCUGCGCCAGUCGGAGCGGAUGAGCCAGGACGACUUCCAGUCGCCGCCCAUCGUGGAACUGCGGGAGAAGAUCCAGCCCGAGAUCCUGGAGCUCAUCAAGCAGCAGCGCCUGAACCGGCUGUGUGAGGGCAGCAGCUUCCGCAAGAUCGGGAAUCGCCGGCGGCAGGAACGGUUCUGGUACUGCCGCCUGGCGCUGAACCACAAGGUCCUGCACUACGGGGACCUGGACGACCACCCGCAGGGGGAGGUGACAUUUGAGUCGCUGCAGGAGAAAAUUCCCGUUGCAGACAUCAAAGCCAUCGUCACCGGGAAGGACUGCCCCCACAUGAAAGAGAAGAGCGCCCUGAAGCAGAACAAGGAGGUGCUGGAGCUGGCGUUCUCCAUCCUCUACGACCCCGACGAGACCUUGAACUUCAUAGCACCUAAUAAGUAUGAGUACUGCAUCUGGAUCGAUGGCAUCAGUGCCCUGCUGGGGAAGGACAUGUCCAGCGAGCUGACCAAGAGCGACCUGGACACGCUGCUGAGCAUGGAGAUGAAGCUGCGGCUGCUGGACCUGGAGAACGUGCAGAUCCCCGAGGCGCCGCCGCCGGUGCCCAAGGAACCCAGCAGCUAUGACUUCGUCUACCACUACAGCUGA